Myiozetetes cayanensis is the source of this 8156-nucleotide messenger RNA. RefSeq names its product zinc finger protein 804B (gene ZNF804B). The transcript has 4 exons. The record is from RefSeq and is a predicted model, not a curated record. Gene Ontology annotation, cellular component: nucleus. Bases 117 to 4448 code for a protein of 1443 amino acids. Lineage: Eukaryota; Metazoa; Chordata; Aves; Passeriformes; Tyrannidae.
GGGAGGGAAGGGGCCGUAGCAGCGGCGGACUGUGCAAGUUGUGCUCUGCCCUUCUUCUCGCCGGCCCGUCUCCCACCCGCGGAGCAGCAUGCGGACUGGCCUCCGCGCUCCGUCAGAUGUGCUCUGGCUGCCGCCGGUGCUGCCGCCUUCAGUGCAUCCUGCUGCUGGCAGCGCUCACCCGGGCGCUGGAUGAGACGGGAGCGGGGAGAUCGCUGCUGCGGUUCCACCCGCUCCUUCAUGCGGGCUUCUGCUCCGGCGGGGCCAGCACCGCCGCCGCCGCCGCCGCGGAGGAGCCGGGCUGCCCUCCCGCCCCGCGCCCGCCCGCCCGGGGGGCCCGCAUGGCGUGCUACCUGGUCAUCAGCUCCCGGCACCUCAGCAACGGGCACUACCGCGGCAUCAAAGGCGUCUUCAGGGGACCGCUCUGCAAGAAGGGCGCUCGCUCGCCGGUAACUGCCACCUCCUCGCUCCCUCCCUCACUUGCCCCCCGCACGGACUAUGCUGAGAGGGAGAAAGCUGCAGCCAAGGCUCUGGAAGAUGUGAAGGCUAACUUCUACUGUGAACUAUGUGACAAGCAGUACCACAAACACCAGGAAUUUGACAACCACAUCAAUUCUUAUGACCAUGCUCACAAGCAGAGAUUGAAAGAUUUGAAACAAAGAGAAUUUGCUCGAAAUGUGGCUUCAAAGUCAUGGAAAGAUGAGAAGAAACAGGAAAAAGCACUCAAGCGACUCCACCAGCUUGCAGAGUUACGGAAGCAGUCAGAAUGCAUCACUGGGAGUGGACCAUUGCUUAAAGCCCCCCGACUGGUCAUGGAAAAACAGCAGGCACCUCAUGGCAUUUUCCUCUACAAAGGUGGCAAGUUCACAGCCAGUUCUCAAAGAACAAUGAUGAGUGAAGGACAAGGUUUCUCCAGAGCCAUACUAGAGAAACAGCAGCUUAUUAUAAGUAGGCAUCAUCCCUCUGCUGAAAGACACCACGCACUUGGAAAUCAAGUCUCACAAGUGUUCCCAGAUAGCACCAAUACCUCUCAAAGGGCAGGAGUGUCUUUCUCAUUCUCUAAAAAGGUCCCUUUAAAGCUUGAGUCCUCGGCAUCAGUCUUCAGUGAGAACUCUGAAGAAGGAAAUGAUUGUAGUGAGUCCCCCAACCAUAAGAAAAAGCAAGUUGUUGAGGCCUGCCAUUCUGGCACACUUUUGGAGGAACACAUAAAAGCAAGCUUGGAUAAAGGGUCACUUAUUACACAAGACCAAAUAGAUUUGGAUAACAGUGCAUCAAGUCAUGCAGCUCCAAAACCUAAAAUAGUAAAGGAAAAUGAUAAAAGUAGUGACAGGGAAUUGGAAGAAAAAGUCAGUGCUCAUGCUUCAUUUUCUAAAGUGAAAAUACAGCUUUCAAAUUUGGAUUUUUCUGGUUCACUGAGAGAAACAGAGCAAGAGAGCAAACUGAAUGAACCUGAGCAAUUCUUAGAAACUCUCAUUUCACCUUCAUGCCAGGCUAGCAAUUUUUGUACACAGCUGAAUACCUACAAGCACAGCAAUGCCCACCUGCCUGACCAGUUAUCCGAACUCCCACCCCAGCCAGUGCCUGAGUUGGCACGUUCAAGCAACAUUAAUAACAGUCCUGGACUGGUAAAAAGAGAGAGAUCUUUGGAGAUUUCAGAAAUCAAAAAUGGAAAUAUGGAAACAUGUCAAAAGGAGGCCGUGAUUAAAGAAUUUAAGCCCCAGACGUUGCCUUUCCUCCAUGUAGUGAGCAAAGAUGGCACCACUGCUCUGCAGUGGCCCACAGAAUUACUUUUGUUUACAAAAACUGAGCCCUGUAUUUCAUAUGGCUGUAAUCCAUUGUAUUUUGACUUCAGACUCUCUUUAAAUCACAGAAAUGGUAAACAGCAUGAAACAAACAAAGCAAGCUGUAAAGAGCACUCUAAAAAUAAGACUGCAGAUGAAAAUGAACCCUCAGGUUUAAUAAAACACAAACAAAUGUCAAAUGAACAAGAUAAUCAGUUGUUGAAACCAAAGAAGAUGAAAGGUUCCCUAAAUCCAAGAAAGGCCAAGCAAAAAGCUGAGUCAAACAUAGUGAAAGAAGUGAACGAAAAUGGUCAAAAAUGCAUUGCAGAUUAUUUGAAUGAAAAUAUGCCCAAAGUGCCUGCUUACCUUGAUGUGUCACAAAAGGAUUAUUUGAUAGAAAAAAGUCUUCAUACAACAAGACUGAGAAGACCUUUAAAGCAUCAUUUUCAUAGCUGUGAAAGAAAAAACCUGAACAUUAGAAAUGAAAGCAUUUCUACUUUUAUGCCUAGGAUUAAAAAGUCUAAAGCUGCUAAAUGUCAUUUAAUUUAUUCUGAAGAAAAAUGUGAAAACCAAGAUGACUUCAGAUCCGUUCAAGGUGUGGCCAGCUGCAGCAGUGAUAUAAGUGACAGUGGAAAAGACUCUAGUGGAAGUUUCCUUAGUUGUAAAUCUAGUUCAAACAGCAGGAAUUCAGAGAAUGAAGGAUGUGGAAGUUACACAAGAUGUUGGAGAUUCCCAUCUUCUCAGAAGUCCUCCUCUGGCAGACAUUCCAGCUAUUCUGACACUUCAGUUAGCAGUACAAGUACCUGCAUGAGUUACAUGAGUCCCACAUCAAACAAUCACAGCAGAAAUCAUUUGCUCUGUUGUUGUAAAAGAAAAAGCAAGACAGAUGAAAGGCACAAAUGUAAACACAGAAAGCACAAGUGUAUUUUCACUUCAGAUGACACAGAUGAGGAUUAUCUGUGUCAUAGUAGAAGUCACAGAACUAGAAACUGUACUCGGAGGGGCAAAAUUAAAUAUCGAAAAUGUUCAAGACACAAAGUUUUACAACACAGAGACAGAUCUAAACACAGCAGAUGUAGACAUCGACAUUUUGGCAAAACUCAUAGUAGGAGUAGAAGCUACCACAGAUCCAAAAGUUGUUCCACCAGUGAUUCAAGAAGCAGUGAAAGAUCAUCUAGUAGCAGAAUAUCAAGAGGCAGCAGUUCAGGAUCCUUCUCAAAAGAGACUGACAACUGUGACAACAAAACAAAAGAGGAUGCCAAAAGAGGUUCUAAUGCUGAACCAGGAAAAGCUGAAACUGCACAUUGCAAAUCUCUGAAUGUGAAUAGUCAGUCAAAAAACUUUGCCACCUGUUCUUUUGAAAACCUGGCAAAAGACAUAUGUGGAAAAAGGAAAUCACUGACAGCCAAGUUACUUUUAGAAAGAGUGCAGUCUAAGAAAGCCCAGGAGCAAAUGCACAAUUCAGAGAGAUUUUCAAACAGUAGUGGGGAAGAACUAAAGGAUCGAUCGAAAAGUCACUUUGCUCUGCAGUUAUCAUCAGUAGAUGACAUUGCAAUGUUACCUUUGCCAGAGAAAGCACUAAACACGGGUAAAAAUGACAUGGGGCAUAAUGAAAUCAGUUCGAUGGAAAACAGUGUGAAGAAAAACAACUUGGAAGCAUCAGAGAUAACUAAUGUUACUCUUUCACCUGGCACUGAUUAUGAUCAUUGUGUUUUUAAAGACAUAAUUCAAAUAGAAACAGGCUAUCAGAGCCCAAGCAUUAAAAGGAACACAGCAAUAAAGGAACAACCCAAUCUCUUCAUUAGUGAAGUGCAACCCUUUAUACAAAGCUGUGACCCAGUACCAAAUUAUUUCCCUGGUGCUUUUCCCUCUAAUAGAUAUUCUGUUGUUGCUAAUUCAACAGAGACCAAAGAAGAACUACACGAUGUAAACAUGGACUCCAGUGGGGCAGAAGGCUGUUCAGACUCUUUUUGUGACAAUGCUAUGCAGAAGUAUGAUGACACAGUAGAUGACCUAGAAGUGUACAGUAAAUCCACCUCCCCUCCUUUAACACAGCAGCCUAUCACAUUUUCACCAGAAGAAGUAGACAAAUACAGGUUGCUGCAGCUGCAAGCCCAGCAGCAUAUGCAGAAACAACUUCUGGCAAAACAUCUGAAAGUUUUGCCUGCCCCAGGACCGACUGCCUUCUCUGCAACACCAGCAGUUCCUGCCUUCCCUGUUCAGCAGCAUGCUACUGUCACUACCAUCCACCACACACUGCUGCAACGCUUUGCUGUUUCAGCAUCUCUGCAUCCCCACGGCAGUCAUCUCUCCCUGGCACCCCUCCACCCACUCUCUCAGGCACAUUUUGCCCCCAUAUCACUUUCCCCAUUAGCUCCAGCCUUCAUUCCCACCCACCCUGCUUUGCUGACAGGACACCCAUUACACUUGGUUUCCACCACACCCCUCCACCCUUCCCCAGUGACCUUCCCUGCACUGCCACACACUGCAUACAUCCCGGCCUUAUUUACACCACACCUGAACACAGCCACACCUUCUGCUAUACAUCCAAAUCACUUAGUUCAUCCGGUAUUCCAAGGGCAAGAGCCUCAUCACUAUUCUUGCUCUAGCCAGACCCAACAGUUACCUACAACUAAAGAAGUUUUCAGCGUUUCCAGCUACUUAAACUAACCCAAAUGAUUUCACAAUGGCUCCAAAACCAAAUUUAAUAAAAUAAAGCAUUCAGUGUUCAAUCACAUGUCUGAGGGGAAAUCUAUUGUUUUGCUGAGACCACAAUGACAGAGAUUUUAAAGUCUGCAAUCUGUCUGACAGUAUAUGAAUGUUGAUUUUAUUCUUGUAUCUCUGAGGAAAAGCUGCUUAAAAGCUUCUUUGUGAUACUAGCACAAGAAGGAUGAGGUGGCUAGUGUCAUUCUACUGAAUGUUUGAAAAGAAUAGCUUGAAGUGAAGUCUAUGACUCUCAGUAGGAAUGGGACCACAGCACCCAGACACAAUGGGAUUGAGUAUAUCAACAAGGAUGAAGGAUUUAAAGUAGGGCAAUUUAAUGUAGAGCACUCUUGAAACACCUCAAAGAUUUGAUUUUUGUGAGUGUAUAUAUGAAAGAGCCCAGUUCUUGGUGUGGUUAAGGUGUUUCUGAACAAAAAAUAAGGUAUCUGGGACCACUAGCCCCUGGGGCUGUCUCCUGGUUGAAAUAAACUCGGGAGGCUCUGAGAGAGGGAUGAUGAGUUAACACUGGAAGAGGAGGGAUUGCAACAGCAUCUUGAUAAUACUUUAGUGAUUUAGUCCCUGGCAUAUGUUGCUUGAACAGUGUAAAGAGAUUUCAGUGAGGCCACAGGUAUACAACAAAAAAUUCCCUUAGCACAGGGAGCUCUAUGCUGGCACAAGCAGGCUGCUGCUUUUCUCCCUGAACCAAGCAUCCCAGAAGGCAAUGAAGCCAAGUUCUUUGGCAUUGCCUGUGUAUGUAUCAUAGGGUACAUCAGGAGUGAGCUGCAGUAGCCCAGAAUUGCCAACAACCAGGGCUGGCUUUGAACCUCAGAGGUUCUUGUCCAAAACUUUCCUAUCAAAUGGAGCUCUGCUUUGUGGAAGCGUUUUUCCCAAAGAAUUUGUAAAUAUCUUUCAUCCCUUUCACAAACAACAGAAACAAUUGGUUAGUCCUAUAAAUUCAUGCUGAUAUUCAUAAAAAUGCAGAAGUAAAAUUCUGAGCAGUUCUUCAAAAACUGGUUGUCCAGGUUGUCUCAAAGAAAACCAUGUCAUAGUACUCAGCAUUUAAAGUUAUAUUGAAUCUAAACAAAUAUGUCAAGAUUCUCGCAUGGCUUCCCAAACUCUCAACAAGCAAAUUGAAAUUCUGAAUCCACAAUGUUUGAAUGCAUGUAUCCAACCUUCAGAGUAAUGUGUGGUUGAAAUUGUUCAUAAUAACUGUGUAUCAGGAAAUAGGUGAGGACUUCAGCAUCCCUUUGAAUGGCAUAGUUUGGCUAUUUUAUAAUGCUUCUAAUUCAACACAAGAUUUGUAGCAUGAAAUUAAAUUCAUAAUUGUCAUUAGACUGCAAGAAUGUUUCCCAAUAUAAUUGGACCAUGAAGCAUCCAACAGACAGCACCUGUUUGUUUGUAUUAAAAACAUUUGAAAUAAUUUCAAUUCAUUUGCAAUAAGGUAGUGCACAAUUAAUAAUAUGUCUUUCAGAAUCAAUAUAAAACACAUUUUAAAAGUUUUGGAGGAAUUUUAUUCCAUUAUAUUCAGCUAUCUGAAUCAACUGAGAAAUCUAAUUGCAAUUAAGUUGUGUAUUUAAAAUAAAACAGGACCAAUUUUCUUAGUCUUAAUCAAACUAGAUUGAUCCAUUGCAGUAAAAUUGAAUUGUUUUAAUUUCUAAAAGCAACUGCUUCAUCAUAAACUGGUAUUAUUCUAAAGUUUUCAAAUUGCUUUACAAGUUGUGACUCUUUUUUUUGUAUUUUCAAAGUUUGUAUUUUUAAAGUAGCUAUGAAUGCUUAAUGUUUUAGACAUUGAAAAAAACUAUCAGAAAAAAAAAUGGAGACUGAGCAGAAGCAAAACAUUUUUGUGUUGAGAAAGGUUGGUGAAGCCAGCACUGUCAAAUAUAUUUUGAUUUGAUUCCCAUCUUAUUUAUUAGUCUUGUUAACUGAAUGGAUUCAUGCCAUUUUGGAGUUACUUAUCUGUAUGUAAGUAACAUUUAAAUUAUGUUUAAUUUUCUCUUUUUAAUUUGCAGAGAACUUCUUUAAUCGAAAUUAUUGCUUCAGAAUUAAGGAGGUCAAAAUUUUUCUUGCAAAACAUGUAAAAUUAAAUAUUUCAAUAGUUUAAAAAUUUUUCCUUUUAAUUUUGGCUGAAGAUCUUCCUGAAUUAAGACCUGAAUUUGCAUACAAUUUCUAUGCUUCUGAAAUUUUAUUUUCUGAGAAUAAAGCAUAUUUCACUGACUGUGAUUAAACACCUCCGAAAAUUAUUACUUGCUUGGAUGGAGAUCACUCGCCCAGUGGACCACUUGGAAACAUUAGUCAUAACUCUGUAAAAAUAUUCUGAAUUGGACAUCUAAAGUAGCAGGUCAAUCUGUGCCCUAGAAGAGGCUGACUAAGAUGCGUAGCCAUGACCACCAGUUCAGGGCUAAUACCAGCCUAAAAGAUGCAUUUCCAUCCCUACAAACUUUUAAAUUUAUAGGCCCAAUUUCAUUUCUAUUGAAGCAAACCCAGCUGUUCUCAUGUAUAUAAGAGUUCAUUCAUAUCCUAAGCAGAUAACAAAAAAGGAGAAAUAUGGAACUAAGGAAUGAUGGGCUAAUCUCAUCUUUAAUGUGAGUGCACACAUUUUGUAUCCCUGCUUCUUACAGGUAAUGGUAAUGUUGUAGAAAUUUCUGUGGCAGGAAACCUGACCAAUUGAAACUUAACCAUACCCUACUACAUAGAUAAUUUAUGGAAAAUAGAUACAUAUCUUUCCCAUAAUAUAUGCACAAUACAAUGGGAUUCUAGAAGAAACAAAAUCAUAGGAUGUCAAUGCAUCAUUGUAUACACCAACACGGUAAGACAAAUAAAUUAACAAUGAAGAUUAAAUUUAAUUCUUGGAACAAUGAGAAUUAGGAUUUUGAGAGGUUUGAUGAGAGCAAAAGGAGAGAUUAAGAACAGAAAUAGCACAGUAGGAAAACAGUAAUCAUUGACUACUGAACAAAGGGAAUGUCCAAUAUCAUUCUUAAUACAAAGAAGAGAUUUUCUUGGAGAAAUGUAAUAAAGCUAUCAGCACAGCUGAAAUUAUAUUUUCUCUCUAAUUGCUGCCAUAUUUGUUUUUCAUCAGUAAUGUACUUUAAAUAUGUAUCAUUAUAAUUAUUAAAAGCACUGUUGAGCCCAAUGUAUGGAGCCAUGCUACAAUUUUGAUUUUAUUCAAGUAGAUUUUUAAAAGAGUUAGAGUAACCUCAUGGCAGUGAUAAAGACACACCAAGUUAAUAAUCUAUUUUUGCUUGAUUGUAUGUUCUUGAUACAUAAUCCAAGGAAACAGGUCACCCACACACUAAAAUUCCUAUAAGAAACAUUUCCUCAGUUACACCAUGAUAAAUUUUUUUGUUGUUACUGUUUGGGGGUUUUAUUUGUAACUGAGGUAUUUCUGGAAUACAUUCAAGAUGUAUAUUUGUUGUGCAGAUUUGCAUAAAAAUGCCAUUUGAUCAGAUUGAUUUUAAAAGUGUCAAGUUUAUAUUUAAAACUGGAUAAUACUCUGGCUAGUAUAAACUAGUAAUUUUGUUUUGUAUUCUCUGUAUAAAGUGUUUUAUAUUAUACAGUAGCUAAGUGAAUUGCACUAUUGUACAUGCAACGCGACUUUUUUUUUAGCUUAUUCAAGGAAUCCCUGGGAAUGUAGUUUAAUGCAAUAAUAUUUUUUUUCAAUAAAAAGGCUUACUGGUA